AUGGUCCUAGGCGUAAGAAGUGAUGAUGGGAAAACUCAGGUUCCAGAAAUACGUUUUCCAACGAAGCAUUGCAAGGAACAUUGUCAGCUGCCAAUAGCACAGCUGACUGGCAUCUAUCGUGGAGCCAUUAUAACUUUUUUCCAUUUGCCGCUUGAAAAUCGCUUCACUUUCGCUUCUUUCUUUCUUUUUCUUUCCUUUCUUUCUUUCUUUCUUUCUUUCUUUCUUUCUUUCUUUCUUUCUUUGCCUUAUAUAUUCUUUCUUUCCAUUUUUUGUCUAUGCGUUUCUUUUUCUUUCGUUUAUAUUUCAUUCUAUAUUCUUUCUUUUUCUUUCCUUUCUUUUUUCUUUCUUUUUUCUUUCUUUCUUUCUUUGCCUUAUAUAUUUUUCUUUCCAUUUUUUUGUCUAUGCGUUUCUUUUUCUUCCCUUUUAUUUUUCAUUCUAUUUUCUUUCUUUUUCUUUCCUUUCUUUCUUUCUUUCUUUCUUUGCCUUAUAUAUUUUUCUUUCCAUUUUUUUGUCUAUGCGUUUCUUUUUCUUCCCUUUUAUAUUUCAUUCUAUUUUCUUUCUUUUUCUUUCCUUUCUUUCUUUCUUUGCCUUAUAUAUUCUUUCUUUCCAUUUUUUGUCUAUGCGUUUUUUUUUCUUUCGUUUAUAUCUCAUUCUAUUUUCUUUCUUUUUCUUUCCUUUCUUUCUUUCUUUCUUUCUUUGCCUUAUAUAUUUUUCUUUCCAUUUUUUGUCUAUGCGUUUCUUUUUCUUUCGUUUAUAUUUCAUUCUAUUUUCUUUCUUUUUCUUUCCUUUCUUUCUUUCUUUCUUUGCCUUAUAUAUUUUUCUUUCCAUUUUUUUGUCUAUGCGUUUCUUUUUCUUCCCUUUUAUAUUUCAUUCUAUUUUCUUUCUUUUUUUUUCUUUCUUUCUUUCUUUCUUUCUUUCUUUCUUUCUUUCUUUCAUUCUUUCUUUCUUUCUGUCUCCUUAUCGUAUCUACUAAGAGCACGAAUUGACCAUUCUCUUCUAUCUAUCUAUCUAUCUAUCUAUCUAUCUAUCUAUCUAUCUAUCUAUCUUCACUAUUUAGAGAAGAAUAUCUAUCUAUCUAUCUUCAGUAUUAAUUCCUACCUAUCUAUCUAUCUAUCUAUCUAUCUAUCUAUCUAUCUAUCUAUCUAUCUAUCUGCAGAUCAAGAAGCCAUAGCCUAA
This is a messenger RNA of Acanthosepion pharaonis, 1176 nucleotides long. NCBI's taxonomy places the organism in Eukaryota, Metazoa, Mollusca, Cephalopoda, Sepiida, Sepiidae. The record is from the annotation of a GenBank genome assembly.